AUGUCAGUCAGACAAUUGGGCAAAGAAACGUGCAAACGUCCUUCGAAAGCAUUGUUUCUUUCUCCAAAAGAAUGUAAAACUGGGAUCGCGCCAACGCGAUUGAUUGUCGAAAAAGACGUUCAUUACAUAGAGGGAAUGCUGGUUCACGUGAAGUGGGAAGGGAAGAAAGUAGAAGCGGAGAUCCUUGCUUUGAACGGUAAGUUUCAAUUCUAGUUCUUGAGGUCUACGUUUCGUACUUCUGUUCUGUUCGAGAGACAAGACUAGACAGCAUUUGAAAGUAAUUAUCAUCACUCAUACUUACCGAUUCUACAAUUCUAAACACAUUUUAUAGAAAGUACUGGUCGAAAAAGACUUUGAGUGGUCCAGAAAGAACUUGCCCGAUAUUGUGGAAGAGUCAGGAGAGCCAUCGGAGAUCGAUGAAUGUUCAGAACCGCCAGAGAAAAAAGUGGCAUGUAAGAAGGUAAUAGUGUAUUUUAUGUUAAGUUUAUUCCUGUAUUGUUACUUCAAAUCGAAUUAGAACAAAAUGAGAAAAAACUACAUUGAAGCCUAAAUUGUGAACUGGAGUGUGUGAGUUAUCCAAACAAACGGGAAACUGCCCUUCGUUACAGCAAAGUUCUUUGGCUAACGGCUUGGCUCACAAAAACUCUCUUUACUGCAAUGUUAAGUCGCAAAGCCCUUUCGAGGCUUUUAAACCUUUGAGGCUGUUAAAAGUGAAAUUAUUUGAUUUUCCUUGCUUUAGUCCAUUGAAGUGCGAAGUACCAGUGAAGACAAACAAAGCCAUCAUCCAUACGAUCAGUUUUUGGCUGGCCAAAAGAAGCGGGAGGUGGAAUGGAAGUCAAACCGAGAAGCAAAGAAGGCCCAGUCCACAACACCCACAAUAACCAGCGCCGUCAAUCGUCUUCAAGAAGACCCGGCCGUCACUUUACUUCGGCAGCAGCUUACGGCCAAAACGGAGGAAUGCCGUCGCCUGAUAGAUAAAUUGGACGCCAUCGAAGAGGUCAAUGCAAAAAUUAUAAGGAGCCAAACGCAGAUGCAGGAAAAUUUUGUGAAGGUAAUACUGUUCUUAAAAGUCGUAGUUAUAGUGGCAACCUGCGAUCAAGCGCUUAUCGCUAACUUACACCAUAGUUAGGACAUGUCAAAAAAACAGCGUCUGAUCGCUCGUUACGUAUCAUUGCAUAACUUUAGGUCUUCUUGUUAAUUUUGUAAUAGAGUUGUGCUCUUUAAUUUGUAACGUUCUAAAAGCUGCUCGUGCACAAAAUAACGGCUGAUGAACGCGGUAUCGUCACUUUAUUAUAAAAAAAAACCCUCAGCUGAUCCGGCUUAAAAGUCCUCUUUUAACAUUUUCUUAGUAUUUCUCAUCUAGCCUCAUCGCGCCUCAUCGCGCCCUUAUCUACAGUGACAUCUAGUUACCGACCAAAAGGCACAAAACUAUAAAACAAUCACACCGAUCAGGUGAAAGAUGAGCUCUGGAAGCUAACUGCUUUGUUUUACUCUUACAGAUGCUGGAGAAAGUGCAGGCCUCUAUAUCAGGUAUUGAAGACAAGCUGAUGGCGAAUACACAGGCCUCCAUUUCUGGAAUGGCCACUGAAGUUUCGCAACUUGAAGCGCGGCUCAGCUUUUUGGAGGGACAAGCAUUAAAUCAGUAUACAUGCAUGGUAAGAAGUUAAUGCUAUAUCCAUUUAUAGAUCCCGUAAAGAUGCUUAGUUUUUGUUUUACCCUUGAAUAGGGUGUCAUUGUUCGGGUUUGGUCCUUAAAUAGGGUAUCAAUUCUCGUUUGUCUAAAUAGGGUCAGAGCCGUUUAAGAACCUGGGCGGCACACACCUAUCCGAAAUUUAUGGGAGUACCCCCAUGGGCCGGGAUACUUCGAUUGCAAUGUUAUACAGAAGCACCAGUGAAUGAUAGAAACCGAGAGCGAGCCGUCUAGUUGUUUUACCGUAACCUUGUAGCUAAUUAAACAUAACCUAUCAACAACACUAUCAAUGUCACUAUCAAUGAUCAAAAUAAACGAGUGAUUUUAAUUUUUUUCCUCGUGCUGUUAGCUGAAAGAAAUAGAAAACAUAUUUUCCGUGUUUCUAUAAACAAACGAAAUGACACGGGUGUUUUUCUCUUUUAUUCAGCAACUCGAUUCCACUGUAAACUCCGCAUGUGUCAACGAGACUCCCGUGAUGGACGAAAUUGAGUGCUCAGUAGACCUGAACCAAGACCCUGACCUGACAACAAUAAACACAGACACCCUGAGUAGACCUCGCUCCGAGGAGGACCAAUCAGCCGAGACCAAUCCAGACUGGGAAGGCACGUCAGCAAGUACUCCACAGGAGGUCGGCGAGGAGUUCAUCGGUACAUGUGUUACGCCAUCAAAAAUAAGAGCAGUCCAGGAGACUCUCACGAAAGAAAGGGAACGGCACUUGUGUGCACUUAAGUUACUACCAUCUUUCUUCAGUAAGGAAGAACUAGCAACAAGUAACACAGAUGGCACCCAUGAGAAACACUGCCUUGACAGCAACAAACUGAAAUCACUUAAAGUAUUGGUAUUUAGUAAGUUUCCCGUAAACACAAUGGAAGAAAAAAUAGAGCAUGGAGAUGCAUUAAAGGAAAAAUAA
Messenger RNA from Porites lobata, 2599 nucleotides. The record is from the annotation of a GenBank genome assembly. Lineage: Eukaryota; Metazoa; Cnidaria; Anthozoa; Scleractinia; Poritidae.